Rhinopithecus roxellana (golden snub-nosed monkey) is the source of this 3146-nucleotide messenger RNA. RefSeq names its product protein FAN-like. The record is from RefSeq and is a predicted model, not a curated record. NCBI's taxonomy places the organism in Eukaryota, Metazoa, Chordata, Mammalia, Primates, Cercopithecidae. Gene Ontology annotation, molecular function: protein binding.
AUGACCGCCCAGGCCAGAUCCCACCCGGCAGCCGAAGCACGCUGAGCCGGCCGGCAGUAGUCCCAGCGGCCGCGGGCAGCUCACCCAGAAGGCCACGCCGGGUCGGGGCGCGGAUCCUUACCCUGGCGCCUGGCACGCAAGCCCCGGCGUUCGCUGGGGAGGAUUUCCUUGCUGCUGCUUAACUUGGAGGAGUACUACUUUGAACAGCAUAGAGCCAAUCACAUUUUGCACAAGUGCAGUCACCAUGAAAGGAAAAUCAGAGGAUCCUUAAAAAUAUGUUCAAAAUCAGCGAUUUUUGAACCAGAUGCAAUAUCCCAGCCCAUCAUCAAGAUUCCUUUGAGAGACUGUAUAAAAACAGGAAAGCAUGGAGAAAAUGGAGCCAAUAGACACUUCACAAAGGAAAAAUCUGGGAGUAUUUCACUCAUUUUCAGUCAGGUAUAUUUCAUUAAAGAACAUAAUGUUGUUGCACCAUAUAAAAUAGAAAGGGGCAAAAUGGAAUAUGUUUUUGAAUUGGAUGUUCCCGGGAAAGUGGAAGAUGUUGUGGAGACGUUGCUUCAGCUUCACAGAGCAUCCUGCCUUGACAAUUUGGGUGACCAAACCGCCAUGAUAACAGCUAUUUUGCAGUCUCGUUUGGCUAGAACAUCAUUUGACAAAAACAGGUUCCAAAACAUUUCUGAAAAGCUGCACAUGGAAUGCAAAGCAGAAAUGGUGACGCCUCUGGUGACUAAUCCUGGACCCGUGUGCAUCACGGACACAAACCUCUAUUUUCAGCCUCUCAACGGCUACCCGAAACCUGUGGUCCAAAUAACACUCCAAGAUGUUCGCCGCAUCUACAAAAGGAGACACGGACUCAUGCCUCUGGGCUUGGAAGUAUUUUGCACAGAAGACGAUCUGUGUUCUAACAUCUACCUAAAGUUCUAGGAACCUCAAGAUAGGGAUGAUCUCUAUUUUUACAUUGCCACAUACCUAGAGCACCAUGUGGCGGAGCACACUGAGAGCUACAUGCUGCAGUGGCAGCGAGGACACCUUUCCAACUAUCAGUACCUCCUUCACCUCAACAACCUGGCUGACCGCAGCUGCAAUGACCUCUCCCAGUACCCUGGGUUUCCAUGGACAAUACAUGAUUAUUCCAGCUCAGAAUUAGAUUUGUCAAAUCCAGGAACCUUCCGGGAUCUUAGUAAGCCAGUGGGGGCCCUAAAUAAGGAAUGGCUGGAGAGGCUACUGACACGAUACCAGGAAAUGCCUGAACCAACAAAGUUCAUGUAUGGGAGUCACUACUCUUCCCCGGGUUAUGUACUUUUUUAUCUUGUUAGAAUUGCACCAGAGUAUACGCUGAGCCUACAGAAUGGAAGAUUUGAUAAUGCAGAUAGAAUGUUCAACAGUAUUGCAGAAACUUGGAAAAACUGUCUGGAUGGUGCAAUGGAUUUUAAAGAGUUAAUUCCAGAAUUCUAUGGUGAUGAUGUGAGCUUUCUAGUCAACAGCCUGAAGUUGGAUUUGGGAAACAGACAAGGAGGACAGAUGGCUGAUGAUGUGGAGCUUCCCCCUUGGGCCUCCAGUCCCAAGGACUUUCCCCAGAAGAGCAAAGAUGCAUUGGAAAGCAAUUAUGUGUCUGAACACCUUCACGAGUGGAUUGAUCUAAUAUUUGGCUACAAACAAAAAGGGAGUGGUGCAGUUGGGGCCCAUAAUGUAUUUCAUCCCCUGACCUAUGAAGGAGGUGUAGACUUGAACAGCAUCCAGGAUCCUGAUGAGAAGGUAGCCAUGCUUACACAAAUCUUGGAAUUUGGGCAAACACCAAAACAACUAUUUGUGACACCACAUCCUCGAAGGAUCACCCCAAAAUUUAAAAGUUUGUCCCAGACCUCGAGUUAUAAUGCUUCUAUGGCAGAUUCCCAAGUCUCUCCAGGUGAAGAGUCUUUUGAAGACCUGACCGAAGAAAGCAAAACACUGGCCUGGAAUAACAUCACCAAACUGCAGUUACAUGAGCACUAUAAAAUCCACAAAGAAGCAGUUACUGGAAUCACAGUCUCUCGCAAUGGAUCUUCAGUCUUCACAACAUCCCAAGAUUCCACUUUGAAGAUGUUUUCUAAAGAAUCGAAAAUGCUACAAAGCAGCAUAUCAUUUUCAAAUAUGGCUUUAUCGUCUUGUUUACUUUUACCAGGAGAUGCCACUGUCAUAACUUCUUCAUGGGAUAAUAAUGUCUAUUUUUAUUCCGUAGCAUUUGGAAGACGCCAGGACACAUUAAUGGGACAUGAUGAUGCUGUUAGUAAGAUCUGUUGGCAUGACAACAGGCUAUAUUCUGCAUCGUGGGACUGUACAGUGAAGGUGUGGUCUGGUGUUCCUGCGGAGAUGCCAGGCACCAAAAGAUACCACUUUGACUUGCUGGCUGAGCUGGAACAUGAUGUCUGUGUAGAUACAAUCAGUUUAAAUCCUGCAAGCACACUGUUCGUUUCCAGCACCAAAGAAGGCACAGUGAAUAUUUGGAACCUCACAACGGCCACCUUAAUGCACCAGAUUCCAUGCCAUUCAGGGAUUGUAUGUGACACUGCUUUUAGCCCAGAUAGCCGCCAUGUCCUCAGCACAGGAGCAGAUGGCUGUCUUAAUGUCAUUGAUGUGCAGACAGGAAUGCUCAUCUCCUCCAUGACGUCAGAUGAGCCCCAGAGGUGCUUUGUCUGGGAUGGAAAUUCCGUUUUAUCUGGAAGUCAGUCUGGUGAACUGCUUGUUUGGGACCUCCUUGGAGCAAAAAUCAGUGAGAGAACACAGGGCCACACAGGUGCUGUGACAUGUAUAUGGAUGAAUGAACAGUGUAGCAGUAUCAUCACAGGAGAGGAAGACAGACAAAUUAUUUUCUGGAAAUUGCAGUAUUAAGUGCCUUUUCCUCUCCUGAAUAUUAAGUUGAACUCUAUUUAAUGCAUUUUUAAACCAAACUUUUAAACGGACUGGUGAAUGUGCAAUGCUAGUAAUUAGAAGUUUUACCACAUGGAAAAUUUGUGGUUUUAAACUUUCUAAAUCAUGGUGACUUCGUUGAAAGCCAUUAGUUGCCAUUCUCUUAAGGCAGAUAAAAUGUGGCAGUGCUAGGGAAAACAUGUUACAUUGUAAGGCAGAUGAUCCUCCCUGUAUGAUGAUUGUCAGAAGACAGGACUGGGUAG